Seminavis robusta is the source of this 411-nucleotide messenger RNA. NCBI's taxonomy places the organism in Eukaryota, Bacillariophyta, Bacillariophyceae, Naviculales, Naviculaceae. The record is from the annotation of a GenBank genome assembly.
AUGAGGACAACAACAUUAUCAUCCUUAUUGGUCUGUUACCUUGGCAUUGGCCAUGUCUGGGCUGAUAAUACUCAACAUGGACCACCUGAUGACAUUUGGAUGCCAAACCCUUCCUCGCAACAUCUCCAGGCUUCCAGCAACGAUGGCAGCGAGGGACCUGCUACCCGUAGCAACGAAUGGCUCGCAUCUCCUGGUAAUAUUCCCACACCACCAAAGACUCCUUGGUUCAAAUAUAUCAAAAAGAAGGGAAGAGUCACUGUCGAUGUCAACAACGAAAACAAUAUACCGCCGCCAGAGCCUGUUGUUUCGGAAGCUCCAAAUAAUGGCACAGAUGUUGUGGAGCUCACCCCAAACAAUGCCAACAACAACAAUCUCUCGCGCUCUCUCUCACGGCAGAUCCAUUUGCUAUGA